AUUCAAUAUUUUAAAUAUCUCUUUUUAGAAACAUAAAGCCACCGAUAGGAAUGUUGCAAAGAUUAAGAUAUUUAGAUCUUCCUUGACCUACCGCUUUUUUUUCCUUUAGGUGAAUAGUAAUUUUAAGACUGUUUGACAAUGCUACAAUGUGAUUGUGCAGCGCGGUAUUUUGUUUACGAUUAAAAUUGUAAUGGAUUGCUUUUUCUUGAAAUAUUCAAAAUAACUAAAUUAUUUACAAUGCCUAUUCUAUUCAAAAGGAAGAAAUUUACUAUUUCCAAAAUGUGAAGAAAACAUAUAUAUAUAUCAUAUUUAUAAAAUCAGUAAUAUAAAAUAUUUUCAUUUUUAUGUUUACAUUGAAACAUCUUAUUUGUGUUACUAGCAAAAGAAUAACUCAUUCCUUUCUUAAGAAAAAAAUAUUUAAUUAUGAAUCAGUCUUUCUUUACUAUAAAAACUAUUCAAAAUCCAAAUCUGAGGAAAUGGUUCGAGUGUUAAAUGUAGCUGAGAAAAAUGAUGCUGCUAAAAGCAUUGCUGAAAUUAUGUCUAGAGGUGGGUUUAGGCGGAGAGAUGGGCGUUCUGUAUACAACAAGAUUUAUGAAUUCAGCUACAAUAUAUUUAAUCAAAAUUGUCAGAUGAUAAUGACAUCUGUAUCUGGACAUUUGCUAAACUUGGAAUUCACUGGAGCAUACAGAAGUUGGCAAAUAUGCAACCCUGUUGUUCUCUUUGAAGCUCCAGUAGUGACUGAAUGUUUGCCAGAUUACCAAGGAAUCAAACAAACUUUAGAAGCAGAAGUGAGAAGCUGUCAAUAUCUUAUAAUUUGGACUGAUGGUGACAGGGAAGGAGAAAAUAUUGGAUUUGAAAUCAUUGAAGUCUGCAAAAAAAUAAAACCAAAUAUAAAAGUAUAUAGAGCUAGAUUUUCUGAGAUAACACCUCAGGCAAUUUCUCGAGCUUGUGCUAAUCUUGUUCCUCCUGAUCAGCGUAUGAGUGAUGCUGUAAAUGUUCGCAGAGAACUUGAUCUUAGAAUUGGAGCUGCAUUCACCAGGUUUCAGACUUUAAGGUUGAAAAAAGUCUUUCCUGAUAUUCUUGCCAACCAGCUAAUUAGUUAUGGUAGUUGCCAAUUUCCUACAUUAGGUUUUGUUGUGGAAAGAUAUAAACAAGUUCAAGCAUUUAUACCAGAAGCAUUUUGGAAACUUAGAGUGACACAUAAAAGAGAAGAUGUUACAACAGAUUUUAGUUGGAAACGUGGUAGGUUAUUUGACCACUCAGCAUGCCUUGCUCUCUAUCAGCUUUGCCUAGAGAAACCAACAGCAAAAGUGAUUGAUAUUAAAAGUCGUAACAAGAGCAAAUGGCGGCCUCAACCUUUGGAUACAGUUGAAUUUGAAAAAUUAGCCUCACGGAAACUUCGUAUUAAUGCUAAAGAAGCAAUGACUAUAGCUGAAAAACUGUAUACCAAAGGUUUUAUCAGUUAUCCCAGAACAGAGACUAAUAUUUUUCCUAAAGAGCUAAAUCUUGUAUCAUUGGUUGAGCAACAGCGAGAAGAUCCUAAUUGGGGAGCUUUUGCAGAACGUGUAUUACAGUGGGGUCCUAAUCCUUGCCAAGGAAAUAAAACUGAUAAUGCACAUCCACCUAUUCAUCCUACAAAAUAUAUCAACACUUUACAGGGCAAGGAUAAAGUUGUUUAUGAACUUGUAGUUCGACACUUCUUGGCAUGUGUGUCGAAAGAUGCUGAAGGCAAAGAAACCACGGUUGAAAUAGAUGUAAAUGAUGAAAGAUUUGCUGUUAAUGGCCUGAUGAUUAUUGCUCGGAAUUAUUUAGAUGUUUAUCCUUAUGAUCGGUGGAAUGCUAAGAUAAUUGGUGAAUAUUCAUUAAAUGAAUCCUUUGAACCAACAGCAAUUGAAAUGGAUGAAGGCGAAACCACUGCACCCAACUUGUUAACUGAAGCUGAUCUAAUUGGUCUUAUGGAAAAACAUGGAAUAGGGACUGAUGCAACUCAUGCAGAACACAUAGAAACAAUAAAAUCUCGACUCUAUGUUGGUGUUAAUGAGAAUGGACGUUUCAUUCCUGGUGAACUUGGGAUGGGAUUAGUUGAAGGAUAUGAUUUGAUGGGGCUUCAUUUAUCAAAACCUAAUUUGAGAGCAGAAUUAGAAGCAGAUCUUAAAAGAAUAUCAGAGGGUACUAAAGAUCCAAAAGUGGUAUUGCAAGAACAAAUUGCAAAAUACAAGGAAUAUUUUCUUGAAAUUGUUAAUCAAGCUGUCAAAUUAGACAGUGCUUUGGCCACUUACUUUAAUGUCACUCCUGAUACUGUAAUUGAAGAAAAUACUGCUCCUCAACUUCUUCCAGUCAUGAAAUGUCCCAAAUGCUUAUCUGGUGAUAUUGUUGUACGAGUUAAAAAAGACAACAAAGGAUUCUUUUUGUCAUGCAUGUCAUAUCCUAACUGCAAUGCUGUGAUGUGGUUACCUGACAGUUUGGAACAAAUAUCAGUGACUGAUGAAGAAUGCUCUCAAUGUCAUCCAAAGUCAAUAAAAAAAGUGAAGCUCAAAUUCAAAGCUGGAACUUUGAUGCCCUUCUAUCCAGAUGAGUUUGUCAAUUGCUUAGGAGGCUGUGAGCCAGAUCUUUUAGAAAUGAUGGGAUCUCAUCCUAUUAUUCCCUCCCGAAAUUCUAAUAGUAAUUCAUCAGCAACCUCUUCAUCCAGAAACGCCAGUUCUGAUAGUGGUUAUGAAUCAACUAGUCAUGGUUCCACUAGAACCAACAAUCACUUUUCAACAGGAAAUUCAACAUUGUCCAGAUCACAAUCACUGAUAAAUAGUGCCUUUUCUCGGUCUGACAAUCAUCCUUCAUCUGGUUCUUCCAAUCCUUUAAGAUCACAAUCUGUCUCAAAUAGUGCCUUCAUGGGAUUUUCAACAUCUGAUUCCAGACAAACAUCUUCUACUCAAGCUCCGAGGAAUCCUUUUCGGCCUGUUCCAGCUUCUAAUAAUAGACCUGCUUCAUCUAAUGAUGAUAUUGUUUGCAAUUGUGGCAAAAAGGCUAUUGUUUUAGUUGUCAGAAAAGAUGGACCAACAAAAGGAAGACAGUUUUACAAGUGCCCCGAAAUGUCUGAAAAUACUAAAUGCAAUUUUUUCCUAUGGAAAGAUGAAGAGAAUUCUGCUGAAACACAAAACCCAUUUCCACAAGUUCAGGAAAAUUUUACUUCUAGGUUUCAGCCCAGUUCUGCUCAAAAUGAGAAUUUAGAGAAUGAAACUCUAUGCAGAUGUAAUCUACCUGCGAAAUUAAUGACAGUGAGAAAAGAAGGACCUACAAAAGGAAGACCAUUUUAUACAUGCCCUAAAGGUCGUGUGGAGGGCUGUGGUUUCUUCAAAUGGGGUGAUGCAGAUGGCUCACAUAUGAAUGCUUCAUCAAGUUUUGAAUCUGGUGGUGGGUUUAAUCAUGGAAGUGCUGCAUCAUCCAAUAGGAGACCUGCUAAUUCUGAUGGUGGCCCUCCAAGCAAAAGAAAAUGUGGUAUUUGCAGCCAACCAGGUCAUAAUAGGAAGAAAUGUCCACAAAAUAGAUGACCUAUAUAAGUGUACAAAAUAUUCUUUCAAUUGUAUAUAUGUAUUAUAGAGACUGUAACAUAAAGAUUUUUAUUCUUUGAA
Argiope bruennichi is the source of this 3626-nucleotide messenger RNA. RefSeq names its product DNA topoisomerase 3-alpha-like (gene Top3alpha). The transcript is spliced from 29 exons. Gene Ontology annotation, cellular component: nucleus; chromosome. Lineage: Eukaryota; Metazoa; Arthropoda; Arachnida; Araneae; Araneidae. The record is from RefSeq and is a predicted model, not a curated record. Gene Ontology annotation, molecular function: DNA binding; DNA topoisomerase type I (single strand cut, ATP-independent) activity; zinc ion binding. Gene Ontology annotation, biological process: DNA topological change. Bases 345 to 3545 code for a protein of 1066 amino acids.